CCAGAGCCCUGGAAACAUGCUCCUGUGCCUGUCCCCGGCCUGGCUGAGCAGGGUGCCAGCCCCUGGACGGCCGGGCGAGGCGGUGCUGCAGAUCUCCAAGGCCGUGAGCUUCCACCCGGGUGGGCUGACAUUCCUGGAUGACUUUGUCCCCCCACGCCGUGCCACCUACUUCCUGGCGGGCCUGGCCCCCGGGUCCGGCUGGGCUCAGGAGGCCGCCGAGCUGGCCCGGGGCCUGAGCUGCCCCACGGGCGCCUCGGCCGAGCUGGCCCGGCUGCUGGAUGACCGGCUGCUGGCGAGGUGCUUGCUGGCCCAGCAGGACGGUGUGGUGGUGCCAGCGACCCUGGCUUUCACCUACAAGCCGCCCGCCCUGCUGCCGGGAGGCACUGCCAGCCCCAGGCUCCAGCUGGUGACACUGAGCGGCAAAGAGGGCCAGGAGACUCGGGUCCAGGAGGAAGUGGGUGCCUUCCUGCAAUCCGAGGCCCUGGGCCACGCCCUGCAGGUGGCCGUGAAGCUCAGUGGCUGGCGCUGGCGUGGGCGGCAACCCCUCCAUCUGUACUCCCGGGCAGAGCUGGGCACAAUAGUGGACACCGUGCUGGCCUUGCUGGAGAAGCUGGAGGAGGAGGAGAGUGUGCUGGUGGAGGCGCUCUGCCCCCCUGCCCGCCUGCCCUGCCCAGGCAGUCCCCCACCCGGCCCCGAACUGGCUGUGCGCAUCUGUGCUGUCGUGUGCCGGACCCAGGGUGACAGGCCCCUGCUGAGCAAGGUGGUGUGCAGCGUGGGCCGCCGCGAUCAGCCUCUACGACACCAUAACUCCUUGCCGCGGACGCUGGAGGUGGCCCUGGCGCAGUGUGGCCUGGGCGAGGCGGCACAGGUGGCGGCCCUGCGGCAGCGCGUCAAGGCGGCGGCCGAGGCGGCGCUGGCCGCUGUGCUGGCCCUGGAGGCCGGCCUGAGCGCUGAGCAGCGCGGCGGGCGCAGGGUCCACACCGACGUUCUCGGCGUGGACUUCGCGCUGACCGUGGCCGGCCGCUCGCUGACGCCCGUGGCCCUGGAGCUGAACCGAGGCCUGUGCCUGGAGGCGUGCGGCGCGCUCGAGGGGCUGUGGGCGGCGCCGCGGCCGGGCUCGGCGGCCGACGAGGCGGUGGCCGCGCCGCUCGUGGAGACCAUGCUGCGGCGCUCGGCGCGCUGCCUCAUGGAGGGGAAGCAGCUGCUGGUGGUCGGCGCGGGAGGCUUCAGCAAGAAGUUCGUGUGGGAGGCGGCUCGGGACUACGGGCUCAAGCUGCAUCUGGUGGAGUCCAAUCCCAACCACUUUGCAUCUGGGCUGGUGCAGACCUUCAUUCACUUUGACGUGACAGAGCACCGGAAGGACGAGGAGAAUGCCCGGCUGCUGGCGGAGCAGGUGCGGGCACGCGGCCUGCAGCUAGACGGGUGCUUCUCCUACUGGGAUGACUGUCUGGUGCUCACGGCCUUGCUCUGCCAGGAGCUGGGUCUGCCCAGCUGCCCCCCGGCUGCCAUGUGCCUGGCCAAACAGAAGAGUCGCACCCAGCUGCAUCUGUUGCGCCGCCGCGGCCCGCCCUGGCCCGCACCCUCCCUCCACGCAGUGCCCUGCUGCCCGCUGGAGAGCGAGGCUGACGUGGACAGGGCCGUUGGCCAGGUCCCCCUGCCAGGCGUCAUGAAGCUGGAGUUCGGCGCAGGUGCCGUGGGUGUGCGGUUGGUGGAGGACGCGUCCCAGUGCCACGAGCACUUCUCCCGGAUCGCCCGGGACCUGCGGGGGGAGGAGGACCACCCCGGCAUCGGGCUGGGCUGGGGCAACGCCAUGCUGCUGAUGGAGUUCGUCGAGGGCACCGAGCAUGACGUGGACCUGGUGGUGUUCGGCGGGCGGCUGCUGGCCGCCUUCGUGUCCGACAACGGCCCCACGCGGCUGCCGGGCUUCACGGAGACGGCGGCCCGCAUGCCCACCGGGCUGGCCCCCGAGCAGGAGGCGCAGCUGGUGCAGGCGGCCUUCCGCUGCUGCCUGGGCUGCGGGCUGCUGGACGGGGUCUUCAACGUGGAGCUCAAGCUGACCGGGGCCGGCCCGCGGCUCAUCGAGAUCAACCCCCGCAUGGGCGGUUUCUACCUGCGCGACUGGAUCCUGGAGCUCUACGGCGUGGACCUGCUGCUAGCCGCCGCUAUGGUGGCCUGCGGCCUGCGGCCUGCCGUGCCCACGCGCCCGCGUGCCCGCGGCCACCUGGUGGGUGUCAUGUGUGUGGUGUCGCAGCACCUGCAGGCCCUGCGUUCCAGCGCCAGCCGGGAGAGCCUGCAGGCGCUGCACGACCGGGGCCUGCUGCGUCUCAACCUGCUGGAGGAGGCGCUGGUGCCCGGCCAGUACGAGGAGCCGUACUGCAGCGUGGCCUGCGCCGGGCCCAGCCCGGCCGAGGCGCGGCUCCGCCUGCUGGGACUCUGCCAGGGCCUGGGCAUCGACGGGCCCCACUACCCCGUUGCCCACUUCCUGUCCCACUUCCAGUAGUGGGUUGGGGGCGGGAGGCAGGCCGUGUG
Messenger RNA from Sorex fumeus (smoky shrew), 2529 nucleotides. It is a transcript of the gene CARNS1, whose product is annotated as carnosine synthase 1. Bases 17 to 2500 code for a protein of 827 amino acids. The transcript has 7 exons. The record is from RefSeq and is a predicted model, not a curated record. Gene Ontology annotation, biological process: carnosine biosynthetic process. Lineage: Eukaryota; Metazoa; Chordata; Mammalia; Eulipotyphla; Soricidae. Gene Ontology annotation, molecular function: carnosine synthase activity; metal ion binding; ATP binding.